UCAGUAACUGUUUAGCUUGACGCGAGCGAGAGCAAGCUAGUCACAAGCAGAUACACAAAGGGUGUGGAAGAAGCCGCAGCAAUGGGAAUCAAACUGUACUACACCACCGUUACUGCCUCGCGGACGGUGAAGUCUCAACAGGCAGAAGUGAUACGAAUCCUUGACAGUAAAAGCAUUCAGUACGAGCUCAUCGACAUCUCUCUGGGCGGGGAGCUCCGUGAUGAGAUGAGAAGCAAAGCAGGGGACCCGACAGCAGUCCCUCCCCAGCUUUUCAAUGAAGACAACUACUGUGGGAACUAUGAGAUGUUUUCCGAAGCGGUGGAAGCAGAUACAGUGGAACAGUUUCUGAAAAUGGCGUGAGGAGGGUGAAGUGUAAAUUCUCCAUCUUAACCCCAGCCACCUCCCCGCCCGCCCUCUGCCCUAAUGGAGGCUCUUUAUUCACACUCUCUGCACCAAUGGCAGUGUCUACCCACUUUCAAUGCCAUAACGAAGAAUGCCAAAUAUCUCGUAUUCAGCUAAUCAGAAGACACACAUUCCCCAUACUGCACCAUUAGACUCUAAAUCAGUCUUAAUCUGUUUUAUUUUUAUGUGUUUUGUUUUUUUUCUUCUGUUAUUUCCUUUGAUUCCUUUCAGACUCUUUUCCUGUCUGACAGACCAGUGUUACUAAGUACUCAUUGUCCACUUGGAAUCAAUGGGGUGUCUUAAUGUGCGGUAAUUAGGUCGACUAAUCUUGGCAGCGGCCACAUGAUCGCUGGAGAUUAAAACUAAUCCACUGGAUGACAACAUUCAACCCAGAAUCUUCCUGAUCCUCUGCAGACCAAACACACAUCAUCACUCAGUCUUAAAUACUUUGUCGUCUUUUUCUGUAGCCUUCAAGUUCCCAUGUUGUACAUGACGGCACACUAUCUGUACUUCACAUGGAUGCAAAUGCACACGGAAGUAGCAAGGACCGCGAUGUCCUUAAACCCAAUUGAUCGUGAAUUAUACCAGCUAAAAAAUGCCUUUUUGGCACGGGACAGUUCUUUGUUAUUUUUGGUCCAUUGGUUACCUUAUGCAGUAUGUGAUGAGAGGUUUGGUUCUGAAAUGAGAAUCCACUGUAGCCCACCGUGCUGAUCUGACCUGGUUUGAGGGGCUGUAAUGCUACCAAAAUUCAGAAAGUGCAUUUUUCGCCAGAUUUUGGCCAGAUAAUAAAAAUAUAAAUUACUUUAAUGAAGCUAGAAACUAGCACUUGUUUAAGAUACCCUGUGGAGUUUUUUUUGUUUUGUUUUUUUUUUCUGUAAAACAAAUGUUAAGUUACAUUUUGUGUUUCUCACAAAAAUGUAUAAAUGUGCUGGUCUCUGCAAAUGUCAGGAAGGAAACGCACAAUUGCUAAAACAUUUUUAAACCUAUUUUGUUUACAUCUCAUUUGCUAGCUCUUUAAACUCACUGGUAACCCAGUUUGGACGUUACCGACCACCGACUGUCGAUCUGAGUGGUGUGAAACUGGCAGCAGGAAUGUGUGUAUGACAGACAAAACAGGGACCUACCUAUAAAAACAUUGCUCUCUAGCGCCACAAGUGGUCAAACGCUCCUCAGGGUAUCUUUAAGAUAAGUUGUGGAUGGAUGUGGCUUUAAGCAAUUAGUGGCGACUAGGCCUGUAGCCACCGUUUAGUACACUGAUGUUGUGCCCCGUGUAUUUUUUUGUACUGGGGAGAAAUAACAUACUACAAUUGAAACUUUAAUGUGGUGGGUAUUUCAAAGGCUGAUUCCAGUGUUUUACUACCAAACAAAAAAUAAUUCACUAUUUCCCCCUAAAAUUGUAUCGAGUGUGGAGAAACUUAAAAUUUACAGGAAAUCUAGUGGACAAUAAUUAAAAUUCGAAAAAUACAAAUAAUUCAACUAUUUUGCAAACUUUGCUUUUGCUGUCUGGUCAAACCUUUCUGAGGGGUAGGGUUUCAGGGAAGGAUUUGAACUCUAUUUCUAAGAUCAUGUUUACAUCCCUGUAGGAUUUGUGGACCAAACGCUCCCUUUAGAUAUGUUAUAAUGGUCUCCAGUGAACCAAACGUACUCAAAAGUUGGUGUACUCUUGAACAAAUAAGUGGUUAAACAUUUCAAGUAGUUGGCUGCUUAAUUCUAGCAUCCAGUUAGGCAGGAUGAACAGCGUCUUCUUAACAUCACAUUUGGUGCCAAUGUAUCUGCAAUGCGCUUUUGGGAGGUGGUUGUUCACUGUUGUAUUAGCACUUACCUGACAUCUCCUACGUUUUCCGUAAUUUUACUGUAUAACUUGAAAGCUUCACCAAUGGGUGUUUCUGCAUUGCUGACUGACUGGGGCAAAAGGACGCCAAACAUUUAUAAGGGAGCAUUUCGUAGGGAGAGUAAACGAUUGGACCGAAAAGAUGUGAAUCUUCUUCCUUUCAACCACGUAGCUUUUCCUUCCUCUGUUUAUUUUAUGUAAGUUUCACUGAUUGUACUGGGCAUGAAGAUGCAGUAAUGUGACUAUGCACUGAAACCCUGCCUCAUUCUGAACAGACAUAAAGGUCAUAGCUGGUGUGUUUAGAUUGACCGGACUCAGUCUUACUAGCCUUAGGGAACAAUCACCACAUGGGAAAAAUGAAGGCUUCACUUAUUUGUGCUUUUUAUGUAUUUGCAUCAUACGUUUGAUUAAUCUCAGUUGAAAUGUUUUUUGUAUCGCUUUCAUGUCUUUUUUUUUUAUUUUUAUUGAGAACAACAUGGUUUGCUUCUAUUACUCGUAACAUCUGUCAAACCCCCAUGCUUUCAUAAUUGUGUUGUUACGGUUUGGGAUCCAGAGGAAUGACAGCCUUCACACACAAUGUUUGUGCACUGUUUUGUAAGUCGGUGGUUGUAGAUGUUUGCCUGUUAUUGAUGUAUAUUCACUAUGAACCAUGUUUUAGACAUUCCACGUCUCUCUCUGAGCUCCUGCUUUGCUUUUGGACCAAUUCCCCUUGGCCAAAAAAAGAAGAAAUUAGGGAAUAAAAUGCUGUUGUCUUCCAAGAAGAUUGUGAAAAGUGAUUUAUGGGUUAAAAAAAUAAAAUGGAGUUGAAUCUAA
Molecule: messenger RNA, 3046 nt
Organism: Seriola dumerili (greater amberjack)
Lineage: Eukaryota; Metazoa; Chordata; Actinopteri; Carangiformes; Carangidae
Gene: sh3bgrl3
Product: SH3 domain-binding glutamic acid-rich-like protein 3
Exons: 3
Coding region: 82-360 (92 amino acids)
Cellular component (GO): cytoplasm
Source: RefSeq, a predicted model, not a curated record